AUGACUCUGCGUCACUCCGGCUCACGCUCUCACGUGACUAUCGUUUCUGGCCCUUACUUUCCAUGUCCUUGUCUCAUUUUCACACCUACUCCGUAUCUUUCUGUCGCUCAGGCUCCGUCCCUGUCUCUGGGAGACUUUUCUCUUUCUCUGCAGCGCUCUCGCCUCCCUCACUCUCUCUGUCUCCAUCCCCUUCCGAUCUCGCGCCGUCUUCCUCCCGAAUGUCCAUUGCUCCCUUCAGGAUUCUUUGAGCGGGCCAAGUGGCAUAUAUCUCCUCCUGGCAUUGCUCUUUCAGAACGGCGGCCACAAGACCCGCACAAGAAGAUUGUUGCUCACCUGCCAGACACACCAAGCCAGCGAGGCUGGCUGUUUGCGUGGCAGGAGAUCAGGCAGAAAUCCGGUCCUGAUCACAAGGAACUUUGCAAGCUUGUCGAGAUCUACCUGAGCAACAUGUCCAAUUCUGGCACUGUGGAUCGCUACUUGGGACAGGUCAAGCUGCAGUCGCUCCGGCGGGGUCACAUUGCUCGUGGGGGGUUAGAGUCCGCCUUGCGUGUGACUGUGCAGGACCUGGGUGGUCGUGCAAGGAAGAAAUUGGAUCCAGCCGAGCUUUUGGUGGAAAAGGUUCCCAAGACGACAGCUGCCGGGGUAGUUGUUGCCCAGCCGGCAACCCAGUACGCGUUGCACUGCCAGAAAUUGUACUCAAUGUGGUAUGGAGACAGAUGCCUCCCAGGGAGACGGAUUGAGCCGGACAGCCAGCAACCGCAGAACGUGGCAAAGUCCCGUGCGCAAGCCAGCAAGCCACGUCUGGCGCCGCUGCGGGAAAAGAGCCAGUACUCUGAGGCUGCCCUCCUGCAGAAACACCGGGAUGCAGUGUCCAAGGCAGUCAACAAAAUCGACGAGGGUGGCGGGGGCGAAGCCAAUGGCCCAUUAGGCCCGGUGUUGCUACCUGACCAAAAGCAACGAGGUGCCAAGAGAAUCAUUUCCCAGCAGGCCUCUGCGUGUGUGGAGGUGGCCACAAAACGGAGGAUGCUCUCUCAUGCUGGAGGCGCUUCUGCGUCGUCGGCUUCUUCCAGUUCGGCUGCGCCGCCAGCGAGAUCAGUGCGAGAGGAACAACCCGCUGCUGCUGCUGCUUCUGGUGAUGCUUUUGAGAAGCAGGCCUAUGUCUUGGAGAUGAAGCGGCAGAUGGCUGAACGAAGUGUGCCAUGCGUGCCCACUCCUUACGUGGAUGCCAACGGUGGCUUAAUGCGGCCGCACCAGGGUCCUGUUGUCAAGUCCUCGGCAGCACCUCUUUUGCCUCUGGAGCCUCGGCUGCAUCGGUGCCCUGCCAUGGCCAGAGUCAAAGCACCAUCACGCUUUGUAAAGACCCCAGAAUUCCAACUGCCCGACGUCGUGCUGGUACGGGAUCCCGUGGCAGCUUGGGAAAGUUCACAAGGUCUGCUGGCACGUCUUGCUGGUGCUCGGCUGGUGAACCAGGCUUGGCUGCAGUCCCAGGCCUCUGGUGCGAAGUCCGAUGAAGGGGCACAGGUCUAUGCAUUUAAGUCGGUGAUGAAGCAUAUGCACUUCGACCUGUAUUUGAGCCCAGGGUUCUUCCUUGCAUUCCCGGAGCAUGCCUCAGUGUUCAGGGAGUGGGCCAAGCUCAGCCCGACAAUGAAGAGCAGAGGC
This is a messenger RNA of Symbiodinium natans, 1659 nucleotides long. The record is from the annotation of a GenBank genome assembly. Lineage: Eukaryota; Dinophyceae; Suessiales; Symbiodiniaceae.